CUCGCUUGCCUCCGUCUCAGACUCUCAGUCCCCCACCCACCGCCCAGACAAGCAGACAAGACAGAACAAGACCACAUACCCACAGGGCCUGCAUUGCAUCUGCACAAGGACAUCCACUCACUGCCCAACGCGACCAGGCCCAGACAAGAACGGGUGGUCUUGGGGCCAGCCCGUCUGCCGAGCUGUGCACCGCGCACCCCUCACACACGCCGGCCGCCCUGUAAUUUCGAAGGGCCAUACUUGCACCACCACUUUGUCACUUGCCCGCCAUUGUACCUGCUUGACGGGACUGUGGUUCCUGGCCCGUCCCAAUUAAUUUCAACUGCAACCUGUCCGUCCAUCCAUGAGCGCGAACAGAUCCGAUCCCGUGUCGACUGGUCCAUCUAUUCCCACUUCCAGCCCGUACCCCUGAAGUCUACUUGUCCCAAUUCGACCCAAUCUUUUUUCCCUUCCUCUCACUCUCUCACUCUCUCACAUCUCUCAGUUCAGUUCCUUCUGUUCAUUCCAUUCGUUAUCGUUUUCCCCUGCAGGCUGUUCUUGAGCCCGCAUUGGCCUUUUUUUCUUUCUUCCUGCUCUAUGUUCGUGGCAUUCCCUGACGCCUGCCACGUUCAUCCCAAUCUUUACUUCUUCGAUACCCCCACACACCACGCCGCGAUAGCCUCCCCUCCCCUUCACCCACCGUCGCCAAGUCGUGGCCAGCCGCACCCAUUGCUCGACUCCACGCCCUGUGUCGCCUUGCGAUCCGUAAUCCAGCACCAGACUCAAACGAGAUUACUCCAGCUACUGCAACUUUCAGUCGAAUUGACCAGGUCGACGAUCCGUCCACUUUAAUUUUCCCGAGCACUGCUACCGAUCGCACCUAGCCUCGAUCGACCGAGACGCGUCCCGCCACCCUAUCGAGAGAUCGUCCCCUUUCACGUUCCCCCCUCCCCACCCCCCUCGCUGCCAACUCGUCGAAUGUCUCAUUGCCACGAGCCUCACAGAAAGACUUCCUUUUCCUGAGGCACGAUGGGCAUGUUUACUCGACGAAAGGGCAAGGACGGCAAGUCCAAGAAGAAGGGCGCAAAUGACGACGCCGACCAGCAGCCUGCAAAGCCAAGAUGGACCGAUGCAUGGGCCCGUACCUCGGUCGAGCCGGAGGAGGUCCAUGAGCUAGUCAAACGGUGCACAGAGGAGAUAAAGUCAAGAGCUCUCGAUCAGCCUUUCCUGUUACUGCCCUUCCGGCCGACGUCAGAUCCCAGCGCAGUGCGGACUUUCAUACGCCAUUUCUUCGACAACUAUGCACUUCGCGGCGAGACCUUGGCGCAGGAGCUGCGCAUGGCUGAGCCAAUGGUGAUCGCUGGCGCCAUCAAAUGGUGCUGGAGUCGCUUGCAAGGUGGCGUGGUCGGCUGGGAUGCCUACGAGCUGUUCAAAGUGGGUGAACAAGACUCCAAUAUGGCUCGGGACUCUUUCAAGACAUUCAUUCCGUUGAGCGUCGAGAAUGGCGCCCGGUCGAGCAUCAUCUUCAACUUCUUCGACUUGCUCGCCGCAGUCGCUGCACAUGGCAAGAUGAACGGUUUUGGUGGCCGUAAGCUGUCCCGAAUGGCAGCUUGGUGGGCUUUUGACCAUAGAGACACCGGCAACGGUUUUGACGGUGGAUAUAAGGAGUGGCUGAAGGCCGCCGACGCCACGAGCCACCUCUUCUUCGCCUACCUCAGGACGCUCGCCCCGCAACAACAGACCCCAGGUGCAAUUUCUAUGCUGCCCAUGUCACUUUCGAAGCUUCUCCAGGAGACCGAGUACCCGCCGAAGAGACCAGUGCUGAUGCAGUCAUCCACCUACAAAGUUGUGAUGAUCGUGGAAACCGUCUCACCCACUCCCUUUGCCCUCUUACGACGCGGAAAUCAUUUCCAGUACCGAGAGUCGUCUUUGCAGCAAUUCUCCGAGUACGAGGAUCCUGUGGCAGCCCUGACGGAAGAAUGUCGACGAGUCUUGCGAGCCGUCGCAGCCGCCAACCAGACUCAAUCCGUAUCCAGCUCGAAACACUCCACGGGCCUGCGCGACGCCUCUUGGUCGAGGUUUGAGGACAUAGGUUUCACGAGCACACUUGAUGAAGAGGACGAUUUUGAGAACCCACCGAUAAGUCCAGGCCCGCAGCGACAAGGUCUGAGAAAUGCCCCGGCUUCUGGUCCUGGUUUCGGUGGUAGACCUACCACCCCAUCUUGGGCUGAUUUCCUCUCAUCUGGUUUCGUUGACGACAGCGGCCACGGUCCCAACAAUGUCCUCCUACCGCCUGACAAAGUGCUUCCACCGAUCGAUACGAAUGUGCGCCAACGCUCUGCCCAGUCGCACAGGCCAAGACUAGAAUCCGGGCGUGAGGUCGAAGCUGGUGAGCUUGCCAGCAUCAACAGGGUCGACCUCGAUGAUGCGUUCUGGUGGGUGUGGAUGAUCAGCUUAGCGCCCGAAGAGACACCCGAGAGAAAGUCUGCCUUUGGACGCUGUGCGGUCAUCGAGACAGUCAUUCGAAGUGGGCGGUGGCUGGUGUUCGAGGAAGUCAUCAAGGGCGCCGCCCCCGAACCCCAGGAGGGCGCCUACGUUGCCGAGAAGAAGAGCUUCUUCAGCUGGACAAGGCGCAACAAGGACAAGGACAAGGAUAAGAGUGGUGUCUCCCGGCGGAAGUCUACCGCCGGCAAGAACGUCCUCGAGAAAGGCGAUGGCCACUUAAAGCCUAGCUCCACAACGGGUGCAAUCAGCAAGUCGAGCCUCGGCCCAGACCAGCAGGCCAAGAUCCAAGCCGCAGCGCAACAACUCCAGGCAAAGCAGGAGCGUGAAAGAAGGGAAGCAGGGCUGGCCCAAGGCAUUCGCCGCGGCCGAACUGACGCUGAGCUCAUGGCGGAGAAGACUCAGAGUGUGAUGACGCUGCAGCCGAUGAUCAUGAAAGAGGCCUCGCCGGCCAUGAAGUGGGCAAACAAAUACGACAAGGACUCUAUCCGAGACGCUUAUUUGGCGAACACGAGCGCUGGGCGUGGGAUUGGGCAGAGCACGAUGCAGACAAAUGGACAUCUAGGAUCAAACGGUUAUGGCGCGAUAGCAGAAGAGCCUUCGUACCCCUCUUCGCUUCUCCCGCCGCCUUCACCUUCGGCUCAGUCUCAGGAUCACCGGCAGGGGGCCCUGAGCCCUGCUCCGCCUAUGAAAGAAAACGGCCGCGACUCCCCGUUGCCUCCCAUCCCUAAGGAGGAGCCCAACAGUGUGGACCUGGCACGGGAAGACAUGAUUUCACCCGAGCCUGCCGAGACGUCUAGCCCCAAGGCACACAAGAAGUUGCACAAGGGCGAGAAGAAAGGCGGAUUUCGGAAACUGUUCGGACGUAACAAGCGGGUCUCACAGCUACCAGAGAAUGCGGCCGUGGAUAUGAGCCAGUUCCUCGCCCAGGAGCAGGGCAGACACACGCCAGAGCCCACGGCGCAUGAACAGCCCGAGACGCCCAAACAUGAGACUCCAAGGACGCAACCUGCUGAGACGCCAGCCACGCAGGCAACCCAGACAACCCAGCCUACCCCGCCUCCCCAAGCUCGUGACGAGCCGGUCUCGCCGGUGAACCACGAGCCAGCUUACGAGCCGUCGAUCCACGACGAUGUGUCCCGGGUCGACACAGCAGACGCGGAGGAAGCCCGGGACGAAUUCGCGCGCUUCGAUCAAGGACCUCUGCAAGACCAGCCGGCAUUUGUCCCGUCCGAUGAGGCAGAUGAAGAAGACGACGCGGCCCCUCCACCAAUUCAGCGCCACAGGUCACCGGCACCCCCAGAGCCAUCAUCUCAGCCCCAGGCCAAGCCUAAGCCCAAGUUCGAGCCUCAACAAGAGGGUCCUGCGCCUGCCAUUGAGCGAUGGGCACAGAUACGCAAGAACGCCGCUGAGCGUGCUGCGCAACAGAACCAGCGCCGUAGUGACGACCAGCACCGUCCAGGUGUCCCCAAGACAGAGCCAGAAUCAGACACCAGUGGUGAGGAGACCAUCGAGUCACGUGUAGCCCGGAUCAAGGCGCGCGUCGCCGAGCUGACCGGCAACAUGGAGGGUGUCCAGGGCCCCGGCUCGCGACCUCCAGUCCCGCGUUAGGAACCCGCGACUGAUCACGACAAGGCCGACACACAUGACUGGACGGGAAGCCUGUGACGGGCAUACCAAGACGACAUCAUCUGCCUGAACAGCUCACCUACCACGUCGGUCUGCAGAUAUAUCACCCUUUCUUUCGUCGCCAAUAUCGCCGCCGAUGCGGGCUGGGCUUCCUUCAAACCUACACAUUCCCAAACUCUGCCCUCGAAUCUUUCGAGACAUUCCCCUAGCCUUUAUUCCUCCCAUGUUUCCGACGUUUUCUUUUUUCAAAUAUCAAAAUGAUACCACUAGAAAAGCUCCUUUUUGUGUGUUUUCGUUUCUUUCAUGAUUCACCGCGAUGCACAAAGCAAGCCUGUCCUUUUCUCCACAUCUGAGCUUUUAGCCAAAACUAAUACCCCGAUACACCUCUCUCGCGCUCUUCGAAAUUUCCAUUCUUAUCAGUGGGGAAAGAGCCAGUCGACGUGUGCGCAAUGGGGACAACCGGUGGUGAUUUAGCCGGAAGGAUUCGUGCGUAGUGUUCCCGGGCUGGUUCUCCCUUUGCCUGGAGGAGUGGGUCUGAGCCCCCGGGGAAACCAGCAAGGGCUCGCGCUUGCAAUGGAGCGGUCUUUUCAGAACGAUGCCUCGAGAAACAUCGUCCGGGUGCGGUUUCUCGGUGAGAUAGCUCCCUGGUCCGGGUAGCCUUUUUGGAAACCCGGUGGUUCCGGUCGGUGUUGAAAAUUUGCUACGUACCUAUCUACCGUCCUGCCGACCCGAUACUCUAGGAAAGAAUAAUGCCCAGGCAAACAGUUUUUCUACA
Diaporthe batatas is the source of this 4885-nucleotide messenger RNA. RefSeq lists its product as uncharacterized. The transcript has 7 exons. Lineage: Eukaryota; Fungi; Ascomycota; Sordariomycetes; Diaporthales; Diaporthaceae. Bases 1009 to 4092 code for a protein of 1027 amino acids. The record is from RefSeq and is a predicted model, not a curated record.